This is a messenger RNA of Jatropha curcas, 2153 nucleotides long. RefSeq names its product nitrate transporter 1.1 (gene NRT1.1). Gene Ontology annotation, molecular function: transmembrane transporter activity. Gene Ontology annotation, biological process: transmembrane transport; oligopeptide transport. NCBI's taxonomy places the organism in Eukaryota, Viridiplantae, Streptophyta, Magnoliopsida, Malpighiales, Euphorbiaceae. The record is from RefSeq and is a predicted model, not a curated record. Gene Ontology annotation, cellular component: membrane.
AGCCCACAGGUGUUACUUCAUUCAAGAUUAUUUUAUUAUAUAUUUGUUUAAUUACAAUUUUUUAACUUUAUAAUUAAAUUCGUGACUUCCCACUAUAUAAACCCAACCAUCCUUGCACAUUCACCGUGCCUCAAAUUUCCUUUCACUUACUCAUCCCUUCUCUCACAGGUACCUAUCAGACCAAUUUUAUGGCUAGCGAUGAUCUUUCCAGCAAAAUCCUCCCAGAUGCUUGGGACUACAAGGGCCGCCCUGCCGAGCGCUCCAUAACUGGUGGCUGGACUAGCGCCGCCAUGAUUCUAGGUGGAGAGGCUGUUGAAAGGCUAACUACACUUGGUAUUGUGGUUAAUCUGGUGACUUAUAUGACAGAUACUAUGCACUUGGGCAAUGCUACCGCUGCAAAUACAACCACCAACUUCCUUGGAACUACUUUUAUGCUUUGCUUGCUUGGUGGCUUCGUCGCCGAUACUUUUCUUGGAAGGUAUCUCACUAUUGCCAUCUUCGCAACCGUGCAAGCAAUGGGUAUCACAAUCCUGACUAUCUCAACCGCACUUCCGAGCUUAAGGCCACCGAAAUGCGAAAACAACACCGGUUGCAUUCCGGCAAGCGGCAAGCAACUGACAAUACUAUAUUUGGCCCUGUACAUGUACGCUCUUGGCACAGGCGGUAUAAAAUCAAGUGUAUCAGGUUUUGCCUCCGACCAAUUCGACGAGACAGACGUAAAUGAAAGAAAAAAAAUGAAUCGCUUUUUCCACUGGUUCUUUUUCUUAAUAAACCUCGGGUCACUCGGUGCAGUUACAGUCCUUGUUUAUGUUCAAGAUAAUGUAGGGAGAAAGUGGGGGUAUGGUAUAUGUGGAUGUGCUAUUGUGUUGGGACUAAUUCUUUUCCUAUCCGGCACGAGACGAUACCGUUUCAAGAAAUUGGUGGGUAGCCCAUUGACGCAGAUUGCUGCGGUUUUUGUCUGUGCUUGGAAAAAAAGAAACUUGGAGUUACCUUCAGAUCCUUCAUUUCUUCACAAUGUAGAAGAUAUUGAAGAAGGAAAAAAGAGCAAGAAGCAAAAACUUCCUCACAGCAAGCAAUUCCGUUUCUUGGACAGAGCAGCAAUCAAAAACCAAGAAAGUACAGUGGUAAACAAGUGGAAUCUAUCAACCCUAACAGAUGUUGAAGAAGUAAAAAUGGUGGUUAGAAUGUUACCCAUAUGGGCUACUUGCAUUAUGUUUUGGACGGUCUAUGCACAAAUGACAACAUUUUCUGUGUCGCAAGCAACUACCAUGGACCGUCACAUAGGAAAAUCUUUCGAAAUACCAGCAGCCUCCCUGACCUUCUUUUUCGUUAUUAGCAUUCUCGUAACUGUACCGAUUUACGACAGAAUUAUACUUCCAAUUGCCAAGAAUAUUUUCAAGAAAAAAAAUGGGCUAACUCCAUUGCAACGUAUAGGGGUUGGUCUAGUGUUUUCCAUUAUUGCAAUGGUAGCAGCUGCAUUGACUGAAUUAAAAAGGUUAAGAGCCGCAAGAUCAAAUGGUUUGAGCAAUGAUGCAACGGCUCAGAUCCCAUUAAGUGUAUUUUGGUUAAUUCCUCAGUUUCUGCUAGUGGGUGCAGGAGAAGCAGUUACAUAUAUAGGGCAGCUUGAUUUCUUUUUAAGAGAGUGUCCUAAAGGAAUGAAGACGAUGAGCACAGGGCUAUUUUUAAGCACACUUUCAUUAGGGUUUUUCGUUAGUUCUAUAUUGGUGACAAUAGUGCACAAGGUGACGAGAAAUAAACCAUGGCUAGCUGAUAAUCUAAACCAAGGGAGGCUUUACGAUUUCUAUUGGCUAUUGGCAAUUUUGAGUGCAUUGAAUUUUGUGAUAUUUUUUGCUUCUUCUAAAUGGUAUGUGUACAAGGACAAGAGGCUGGGUGAGGUUGGCAUUGAAAUGGAGGAGCUUGAUGAGCCUGCUUUCCAUUAAUUCAAGGAUUUAUCAUCUUCUUUUUUUCACUUUUUUUUUUUAGCUCACUAUUUUAUGUUUCAAAGCAUAAGCUUGCUCUUAAUUCGUUUAAGUUUCUGCUCUAUAACCUUUGUAUGUACAAACAAAAAGCAUCAAAAUGAAGCAAAAGUUGAAGAAGAUGUGUUGAAUAACUUUUUGAUAAUACAAAAAUAUACUGUAUUUUAAGUGUAUGUA